Messenger RNA from Aspergillus mulundensis, 1191 nucleotides. RefSeq lists its product as uncharacterized. Gene Ontology annotation, molecular function: DNA-binding transcription factor activity, RNA polymerase II-specific; zinc ion binding. The coding region runs from base 1 to 1191 and encodes 396 amino acids. The transcript is spliced from 4 exons. Lineage: Eukaryota; Fungi; Ascomycota; Eurotiomycetes; Eurotiales; Aspergillaceae. The record is from RefSeq and is a predicted model, not a curated record. Gene Ontology annotation, biological process: regulation of DNA-templated transcription.
AUGUCGAACAAUCCUCCCAAUCCCAACGACUACAACGACCCUAGUCGACGGGGACAGUAUCCACCACCUCAGUGGAACACCGGUCAGCCCGAAGAGAGUCCGCCUCCCUACCCACCGACCUCUCAAUAUCCAUACCCCCCAGCUUCCUACCCUCCGGCUUCUUAUCCUCCCCCCGCAGAAGCGCACCAGUAUCCGCCCCCGCCAGCGCAUUACCCCCCUCAAUCGCAAUACCCUCCGCAAUCGCAAUAUCCCCCUCCUCAACCCAAUAUGGCUGCCGUUCACCCAAUGCACGCCCAGCGGGACCCUUACCAACUUCCCCCUCCCCCAGGCGCCUACCGUCCGGACGUAGCAUACGGUCAGCAACCCCCGCCUCCGCCCAGCCCAUACGGCCAACAACCUCCACCUCCUGGCCCCGGUGCGCCGGGAGGUGUCGUCUACUCGGCUGCUCCUCGACAGAGAACUGCUAUUGCGUGUCGGUACUGUCGGAGACGAAAGAUUCGAUGCUCUGGCUUUGAACACAGUUCAGACGGACGUUGCACAAACUGUGUUCGCUUCAACCAGCAGUGCGUUUUCACGCCCGUUUCAUCUCAGGCCCAGGCUUUCGUCCCCGUGCAAGCCGCAUACCCACAUUUGAGAAAUGGUCAAGCCCCUGGGCGUCCCGGAGACCCGGUCGUGCUUUACGGCGCCCAUGGUCAACCGCUGCCCCCUCAGCAGCAACCUCAGCCGGAGACAACGCUUCCACCACCUCAGGGAAUGUACCAGCAUCCUUACGGCGCGGCUACCCCACCCCUUGCAACUAUGCAUCAAGAUCAUAGGCCUCGUCGAGGUUCCGGUUCUGGGUACGAUUACCCCGACCCUACCAAUCUAGCUCCGGUGACCCCAGUCACCUCCGCUCCGUAUCAGCCACGCGCCGCUCCUUACUAUCCGCCAACCCCGCACGAUCGUCGUCCUUCACCUCAAACUGCUUAUUCGUACGAUAACCGUCACUCUUCUUCUCCUCAUGGCUCACCCUAUCCUGGGAUGCAUCCGCCUCAAAAUGCUGCCACUCCUCCGCCUACUUCAACCCCGGGCUCAGCGCCUCGCAACGGGCUAAACGUGCGGGAUAUGCUCAACCCGGGUGAGAACCCAGGCCGCUCUAGCACAGACAGCGACAUGCUCAAUGCUUUGGACCGCCGCGGGCUAGGCCAGUAG